Molecule: messenger RNA, 2061 nt
Organism: Soboliphyme baturini
Lineage: Eukaryota; Metazoa; Nematoda; Enoplea; Dioctophymatida; Soboliphymatidae
Source: the annotation of a GenBank genome assembly
CUGAGAUUUCUUUGUGCAUGGCAGCUGCAGCUGCAUGUUGGUCCCAAGCUCGGAGGAGAAAAUGGGAGGGUUGGAGACUGUGUCGAAGUCUCCAUGAAAAUCAGCCUCGUGCCCCUCAUGGUACUGUUGUCGUCCAAAAUUAUAUCGUCUCAGUCGUCGCCCGGGUUACCAAGGGCCGCGCAGGAUGUUGGAGGACUUAACCAGGCUGCGAAAAGUCAACUGUCACAACCUGCUCAUGUACUUUUGGCAUCCGGAAGCGUAGCAGCACCACAACGGCUGUCGAAGAUCGACGAACGUACCAAUCAGCAACAGAGCCGUACUCGUUCUGAACAGAAGAAUCAUGACAGCGCGGCUCCACUAUAUCACGAGUUAUACGAAGACUUGAAUGACGUAUCGAACUGGGCAGACAUUGUGAACAUUCAACGACACUGGAUUGGCGAAUGCAAUGCAUAUCGCGUGACGCUUAAGUUAUACUGUCAGGAGAUAUCAGAUUAUGAUGAGCAGAUCGAUCUCUGCCUAGGCUCGCCAUCUGAGCUUAUAAAUGGAAGAUGUGUUGUUGUGAAAAGCACCCAUGUUCUGAAUCAGUCGAAGUACUGGAAUAACGUUGGCGGUCAAAGUUGCUUGAAAGUAAAGUGUGAAAACCCCGUCACCGGGGAACUCAUGGAUGUAGUCGUUACAGAUGACUAUCCAUACGAUGAAUUUACCGAUGCCCAUUUAGGUUUGACGGAUGUGAAAUCCAGCAAAUGCAUCUUCGAAGACCGAGCAGAAGAUGCUAAAGUUAAAAUUAUCAGCGAUGAGGUAUGUUCAACAUUUGAUGAAGGUCAGGCAGAAUUCAUUUUUCAGAUUGAUGAGCAAAGUCAAAAUGUUUUGCAGCUGCUGACGGAAAAGGGCUAUCAUAUCUACCCGUCAAGUCACAAGCUAAGGGAUUGGGUAGUUUCACGACAGCGAUACUGGGGAACGCCAAUACCGAUCAUUCAUUGUCCUAAUUGCAAGACAGUCCCUGUUUCAAAGCAAUGUCUGCCCAUAAUUUUGCCAGAUGCAAAUGGAAGAAAUCACAUUGAGUGUGGACCUGUUUAUAAUCUGGCUGCUUUUCCCGACUGGGUAAACGUUCGAUGUCCGGUAUGCAAUUCACAUGCCAAACGCGAGACAGACACGUUGGAUACGUUCUUCGAUUCGUCUUGGUACUUUUUGCGUUACCUCGAUGCUCAUAAUCGUGAACGGCCGUUUGACCCAUCGAAGGUUGAAGAAUAUAUGCCCGUGGACGUUUAUGUUGGGGGUAAAGAACACGCAACCCUACAUUUGUACUACGCGCGAUUCAUGAAUCACUUCCUCCAUCGUCUCGGAUGGGUACGACAAAAGGAACCGUUCGCUCGGUUUCUGGCCCAAGGCAUGGUGAUGAACAAAGCGUACCAGAUCGCUGAAACCGCUCAGUACAUUCCGGAAGAACGGGUGAAGAAAGAUGGUGCUGUUUUGAGAGAAGAAAGCGGUAAAAUCGUGACAUUCAAGUGGGAGAAAAUGAGCAAAUCUAAGCACAACGGCGUGAACCCGUUGGCAAUAUUGGACGAGUAUGGAAGAGAUUUUACAAGGCUACUGGUUAUGGCUAACGUUUCGCCCCAGUCAUUCCGUAACUGGAACUUAGACAAUUACAAAGGUCUUCAACACUGGAUUAACCGUAUCACAUGGCUGAUCAACAUGUAUCUGAAGGAACAUUCGUUGGCAGUGACGGAUCGUCGCACAUUGGCGAGUGAUUCUGCCGUUGACUCUGUCAGCGAUGCUUCACUGAGGAAAAAGUAUAACUUCACUGUUCGUAAGGUGUCUUUCCAUUUGGAAUCGACACAUUUGUUGAAUACCGCCAUCUCCUGCCUUCAAAAGUUUACCAACGAUUUAAGGAAGUGUCCUACUGAGACGAUCAAACAAAGUUCAGAAUUUACAAGAUGUCUGCGGUCAUUAAUUGUCAUGUUAUUUCCGUUUGCACCUCAUGUGAGUGCCGAGUUCUGGGGCGCGCUUUCAAACAUACCAGCGUGCAAGAAUUUUUUUCCGGUACUGCAGGCAUAUCCCUAG